ACCCAAACACAUUCACCCCUUCUUUCCUUUUUUUUUCUUUUUUCUUAUUCUUUCUCACUUUUUACAUUUAUAAAGUUUUUUUUUUCCAUUAUGACUACUGUCCGAGCCUUGAAUGAUGAUGAAGUCUUCAAUGAAAUGAAGAAAAUGGUAGCUUUCAUCAAGCAAGAAGCUCUUGAAAAAGCUCGUGAAAUCAAAGUGAAGGCUGAUGAAGAAUUCAAUAUUGAAAAGGCCAAGAUUGUCCGUCAAGAAUCUCUCAACAUUGAAGCUGUUUUCGAACGAAAGAUUAAGCAAGCUGAAGUGCAAAAACGAAUCUCUCAAUCCAAUCAUAUCAACAAAGCUCGUCUUCGUACACUUCAAGAACGCGAACAUGUACUGGAUGAUUUGUUUGAAGAAACUCGAAUUCGUGUUCAAAGUCUUUCAUCUGAUGAAGGUAGCUAUACUGAAUUGGUGAAAGGCUUGGUGCUCCAAGGUGCAUAUACUCUUAUGGAAUCUGAUAUUGUUGUCCGUUGUCGUGAGCAAGAUACUGAUAAAGUUCAAGUGGCUGCCGAAUAUGCAAAGACAGAAUUUGAAAAUACUUUGAAGAUUCCUUUGAACGUAACUAUCAGUGAUGAUUAUUUACCAUCUUCCAAUGCUGGUGGUGUUGUCUUAUCUGGUUUGAAUGGCAAGAUUAUUGUUGAUAACACUUUGGAAGCUCGUUUGGAAAUCGUUAAAGAUGAUAUGCUUCCCCAACUUCGUGUCAUUCUUUUUGGUCAUUCACCUAACAGAAAAUUCUUCAAUUAGAAAAAAAAAAAAGAUAGGUAUCAUACAUUUAUCCCUUUUCCCCAUCCUUUUUUUUUUCUAUUUUAUUUUUGAUAUAUAAUAUGUACGUGUGAACGUCACAUACCCUCCAGAUCCUUUUCUAUUUCAAUAAAAAAAUCAACAACAAUUAUCUUAUUUUGCGAUUGUAA
Molecule: messenger RNA, 947 nt
Organism: Halteromyces radiatus
Lineage: Eukaryota; Fungi; Mucoromycota; Mucoromycetes; Mucorales; Cunninghamellaceae
Product: ATP synthase subunit
Exons: 8
Coding region: 91-780 (229 amino acids)
Biological process (GO): proton transmembrane transport
Cellular component (GO): proton-transporting two-sector ATPase complex, catalytic domain
Molecular function (GO): proton-transporting ATPase activity, rotational mechanism
Source: RefSeq, a predicted model, not a curated record